Kwoniella shivajii is the source of this 1146-nucleotide messenger RNA. RefSeq lists its product as uncharacterized. Bases 1 to 1146 code for a protein of 381 amino acids. The transcript is spliced from 6 exons. The record is from RefSeq and is a predicted model, not a curated record. Lineage: Eukaryota; Fungi; Basidiomycota; Tremellomycetes; Tremellales; Cryptococcaceae.
AUGUCUGACUCAUCAUUCAAGAAUCGCUUAAGCGAAGAUGAUUUCUCAGAUAUUGUCAAGAUAUCACCCCCUAACUCAUCAGCAACUUUAUCUUCGUACGGUACAGUCGAUGAAUCAAGUAUAAAAUCAGAACCUGUUUCCUCUGAUCACUCUUCUUCUCUGUCUGGUUCUGGUUCUGGUUCUGGCACCAGAAGCAACUCCAACCGCUCUUCCUCUGGCUCCUCCGUCUCGACCGACCAGAGCAAUUCGAAAGUACCGAUCUAUUCCAGUAAGCCAAUUCCAAUUGACAGUAGAAAAACACCCACCGAAACCAUCAAGAAGGAGGUCAAACCUGAUGGGGAGAUACUCAAGGACGUCUCAGGUGUGGUUGAAGAUACAGUCCGUAAAGUAAGACAACAAUCUGAUAAACUUCAAGUCGCCGCUCAGCCGUACGCGGAUAAGACCCGAUGUUUCGCUGAAACAAGACCUGUCCUAUUCACCUUCAUUGCUAUUUGGGCAGGAUUCUCCAUGAUCCCUCUCUUGGUAUUCCUCGGCUUCGCUUUAGCUACGACUGUAUUUAUCGUCUCAACGGCUGUGUUCUUCUCGGGUCUUGUCAUUAUUGGGACAGUGUUAACGGGAGUCGCUGCCUUCAUUGGUACUCUCCUGUUUGGCGCUGCAAUCCUGACCCCAAUCCUUUUCAUCACCACGCUCCUGGCCCUAGGAACACUCACCACGCUCCUAGGUCUAUUCCUCGUCCAUAGAUUAUACCUUCACGUGUCUAUCUCCAGUUCCGAAGAAGGAUGGACGACUUCAGCUUUGAGUGUAGGAAUCAAAUCAUGGGCGGAGGAAACCUUUCAAAGAGUGCAGUCUUCUUUACCUGUUUUUCAGAAAACCAAAAUCAUUGAAAUAGGUUACGACACCGGAUCUGGAAAAGGGCUAAAAUGGGAUCUUGUCGAAAACGUCAAUACAAGAGGAGAUGUCAAUCCAAUAAUCAACGAAAAAGUUGAUAAACCUGAGGUUGAAGAUGCUUAUAAUUCGAGUGAUCUUUCGAGUUCGGGCUCUACGUCAACAGCAGCACCAUAUUUGAACGAGAAAGGUCUGCGAGGAGGGAACAGAGAGGAUAUCCCAAGAGUAGACGAUUGGUCGGAGAAACCAAACUUUAGGUAG